Molecule: messenger RNA, 2379 nt
Organism: Nannizzia gypsea CBS 118893
Lineage: Eukaryota; Fungi; Ascomycota; Eurotiomycetes; Onygenales; Arthrodermataceae
Product: homoaconitase
Exons: 2
Coding region: 1-2379 (792 amino acids)
Biological process (GO): L-lysine biosynthetic process
Molecular function (GO): 4 iron, 4 sulfur cluster binding; homoaconitate hydratase activity
Source: RefSeq, a predicted model, not a curated record
AUGGCUGGCAUGAUAUCGCGAAGAGCCAUGGCGAACGCCGGCAGGGCGUUCGCGUUCCCAAUUGUGAGAGCGCAGAGUCACCGGCUGCCGUGCUAUACCAGACCAUUAUUAGCAUACAGGCAAUUCUCUGUGUCAACCAGGCUCUCCUCGGCCGAUGUAUUCCAUUCGCAAUUGCAAGACCCUUCCUAUGCCGCAAUUCACUCUGCGAUCAAAUCGAAUACCCUCGUCCCCCAAACCUUGACCGAGAAGAUUGUCCAGAAAUAUUCAGUUGGCCUGGCAGAGGGUAAAUUCGUCCGGUCAGGGGACUAUGUUACCAUAUCGCCACACCGAAUUAUGACCCACGAUAACAGCUGGCCUGUUGCAUUGAAGUUCAUGUCCAUUGGAGCAUCCACGUUGAAAGACUCGAACCAGAUUGUUAUGACUUUGGACCACGAUGUGCAGAACAAGUCAGAAAAAAACCUACAGAAAUACGAGCAGAUUGAGAAGUUCGCAAAAAAACAUGGUGUUGAUUUCUACCCUGCUGGAAGAGGCAUUGGGCACCAGAUUAUGGUUGAGGAAGGCUAUGCUUGGCCAGGGACCUUGGUGGUGGCUUCUGACAGCCAUUCAAACAUGUACGGAGGAGUAGGAUGUUUGGGAACACCAGUGGUUAGGACCGAUGCAGCCAGUAUCUGGGCCACCGGAAAGACCUGGUGGCAGGUGCCUCCUGUUGCGAGAGUGAACUUCACUGGAGUCUUACCCAAGGGCGUUACUGGAAAGGAUGUCAUCGUGGCACUCUGUGGGUUGUUCAACAAUGACGAAGUUCUCAACCAUGCCAUUGAAUUUACUGGAUCAGAGGAGACCAUGCGCAGCUUGGAGAUCGAUGAUCGCCUAACGAUAGCAAACAUGACCACGGAGUUCGGAGCUCUUAGCGGUCUCUUCCCAGUUGAUUCUAUGCUAAAAGGAUGGCUACGAGCAAAGGCUACCACCGCAGCAAUGUGGGGAUCGACUGUUCCUGACCUUCCCAGCACAGCUGCCACAAGGUUUAAUCAUGAGCUCCUAGAAGAGAUGUUCGAGCAACCUUUAGUCGCAGAUAAGGGAGCUAAAUACGCCAAGCAGCUACAUCUCGAUCUGUCCACUCUUACCCCGUAUGUCUCUGGGCCCAACUCCGUCAAGGUAGCAACACCCUUAGAUGAACUCGAGGCUCAAGAUAUCAAAGUCGACAAGGCCUAUCUGGUAUCCUGUACAAACUCGAGAGCUUCGGAUAUUGCCGCUGCUGCGAAGGUGUUCAAGGAAGCUGCCGAGAAGAACGACGGUAAAAUCCCAAAGAUUGCAGAUGGUGUUAGGUUUUACAUCGCAGCUGCAUCGAUCCCGGAACAACGCGCGGCGGAAGAGGCCGGUGACUGGCAGACUCUUCUCGAAGCUGGUGCCGAACCCUUGCCUGCUGGCUGUGGUCCAUGCAUUGGCCUUGGGACCGGCUUGUUGGAGCCCGGGGAAGUCGGCAUUAGUGCAUCUAACCGUAACUUCAAGGGCCGAAUGGGUAGCACAGAGGCAAGAGCCUACCUUGGUAGCCCUGAGGUUGUUGCAGCCAGUGCCCUGAAGGGAAAGUUAAGUGGCCCAGGAUGGUACGAGAAACCUGAAGGCUGGAAUGGAGUUGUCCGUGGAGAGGGUGAGGGUAUUAAGGACGACGAUCUCUUGACGGCGGAACAGGCUCUUGAAAAGGUUAUCGGACAACUAGACGAUCUGCUUCUUGAUGCUGAGAAGUCAUUUGGUGUUGAAGAGCCACAGACACAGCCAGAGGAAUCAUCCACUGGCCUGACCGAGGUAUACCCUGGUUUCCCUGAACGUGUCUCGGGGGAAAUUAUCUUCUGCGACAGCGACAAUAUCAACACGGACGGUAUUUACCCUGGGAAAUACACAUAUCAAGACAACGUUCCGGUUGAGCAGAUGGGCGAGUACUGCAUGUCCAACUAUGAUACCGAGUUCUCCAAGGUAUCAAAGGCAGGAGAUGUCCUCGUAACAGGGUAUAACUUUGGCUGUGGAAGUUCUCGCGAGCAAGCUGCCACUGCUAUUCUAGCUAGAAAUAUCCCGCUUGUGGUUGCAGGCAGCUUCGGUAAUAUCUUCUCGAGGAACAGCAUCAACAACGCUCUCAUGGGAUUAGAAGUUCCUCGCCUCGUCAGCAGGCUACGUGAGACCUUUGCAGGACAAGGCAAACAGGCAACUCGACGAACCGGCUGGACUUUGACGUGGGACGUACGACGAAGCCAAAUUGAAGUCCAAGAAGGCCCUGAUGGACAGAAAUGGACACAGAAGGUUGGAGAACUGCCACCGAACGUACAAGAGAUCAUAGCCCUUGGAGGUUUGGAAAAAUGGGUCAAGAACUCCAUCUCAACCUCUUCUUAG